ACGAAUUUAGUUGUGGCACAAAUAAGGGUGCCCGAGAGGAUUAAACUCCGCUCGUGUCAAUAUAAUAUUACAUGACCAACGAUGUCUGCCACCAGGUACCGUCGGUUCCUUAAACUGUGUGAGGAAUGGCCCCGAGACGAGACCAAGAAGGCGCGGGAUCUGGGGACAUUUCUGCGGCAGAGAGUGGCUUCUGCGUUCCGCGAGGGUGAAAACACGCAGCUUGCAGAUCCAGACAAAUGUGACCAGAUGUAUGAAAGUUUGGCUCGCAUUAAUGGAAAUGUAUACAGACAGCGGUUUCCUCGUGUGAGAGACACAAGUUUUACAGGAGUUACAGUGGAGGAGUGUCGAGUACUUUUGUCAGGCAGUGUGCAGAGCAUGGAUGAGGAAAAGAAGGGUUUAUGGAAGUCGCUAAUGGAGAGAUUCUCCUCCAAAUCACCAGAAGACGGUCCAGAAAAAGCUCCUGAAAAAUAACAUUUUUCUUUUCCAUGCUGCUUGUAUAGAAAUAAAUAUGAACUUUGUGGA
Molecule: messenger RNA, 522 nt
Organism: Gambusia affinis (western mosquitofish)
Lineage: Eukaryota; Metazoa; Chordata; Actinopteri; Cyprinodontiformes; Poeciliidae
Product: ubiquinol-cytochrome-c reductase complex assembly factor 2
Exons: 4
Coding region: 82-471 (129 amino acids)
Biological process (GO): mitochondrial respiratory chain complex III assembly
Cellular component (GO): mitochondrial matrix
Source: RefSeq, a predicted model, not a curated record